UAGAACGAUUCGAUUUUCUGAAUCAUUCAUAUUCAUUCGGCAAAAAGUGUGUGUUUUCCGAGUUAAAUUCAAACAAUUUUUUAUAAUUCUUUUUGUGUGAAAUAGUACGCUUUAAUUGUGAAUAAUUGCUUAGUGCCAGUAAACAAUAUAAAUUGGUGAAUUACGUAUAUAAAUUUCUUAAAAGUUGAAGCAAAUACAGCCGUAAAAAUGUCUGAAGCUAAAAUGAAAGAGUUACGCAGUGAUAUUGAUGAGCUGAAUGAGCUACUAAAACAGGCUAAAAGAAAGAGGGCUCAAGAUUUGUUGUCCUUAGAAAUUAGGAAAUUGGAAACGGAAUGGAUAAAUUUGAAGGAAAGUGCACAAUCUUCGCAAGCUGGAAGCUCGCCGGCACCGUCCACCGCUGCGGCUUCACAACCUAAGAGAUACCAAAUUAAACUGAAUGGAUAUGGUUGGGAUCAGUCUGAUAAGUACAUAAAAGUUUUUGUCACACUAAAGGAUGUUCAGUCUCUGCCCAAGGAACAAGUUUACUGUAAGCUGACAGACAAAUCUAUGGAGUUACAUGUUGAAAACUUGGACAAUAAAGACUACCUCCUUGUUAUCAACAAACUAUUGGACACCAUCAAUGUUGAAGAGAGCCAUUGGAAACAGAAAACAGAUAUGGUAGUCAUAUUCCUGGCUAAGGCGCGCCCCAACAUCAAAUGGUCCCACAUGACAGAGCUUGAGAAGAAGUUUGAAGACCAGCGCAACAGUAAACUUAAGCCCGCCACCCCUGACAUGGACAAAUCUGAUCCACAGGAAUCUAUUAUGAGCCUUAUGAAGAAUAUGUAUGAGACUGGUGAUGAUGAAAUGAAGAGAAUGAUUUCAAAGGCUUGGUAUGAAGGGCAGCAUAAGAAGAAAUCAGAUACUCUAGAUCUGUAGAAUAAUGUAUAAGCUUGCAAAUAGAGUAAAUAUGUGAAGUAAGAAUAAAUGGAAUCAGAUUUAAUA
Spodoptera frugiperda (fall armyworm) is the source of this 981-nucleotide messenger RNA. Its product is annotated as calcyclin-binding protein. Gene Ontology annotation, cellular component: nucleus. The coding region runs from base 208 to 915 and encodes 235 amino acids. The transcript has 5 exons. Gene Ontology annotation, biological process: heart development. The record is from RefSeq and is a predicted model, not a curated record. Lineage: Eukaryota; Metazoa; Arthropoda; Insecta; Lepidoptera; Noctuidae. Gene Ontology annotation, molecular function: ubiquitin protein ligase binding; tubulin binding; S100 protein binding.